UACACGGGCACCUUGGAUUUCCAUCGUAUCAGCAGCAACCUCCCGGCCAACCUCACGUGUUAUCGAUGGAAUCGCCUCUGCCCCCGGUCGUCCAACGGGGUUUAGGCGAUCGUUCGAACGACAAACGAAAAAAUGCAGCGCUCGAAAUUGAAGCCCUUAUCAAAAGUCUACAGGAAGCCAAUAAUAUCGGGAUGAUACGUAGCGUGAUUACGGUUCUAUCGAACGAUUUUUGUACGAGCAUGAAUUCGAAUUAUCGAAAAGGUGGACUGAUAGGCUUGGCGGCCACGGCAAUCGGCUUGCAUCAGAAUGCGCGCAACUUUUUAAACGCAUUGUUGCCACCGGUAUUGCAUUGUUUCGACGAUCCCGAAGCGCGAGUACGCUAUUACGCGUGUGAAUCCGUUUAUAAUAUUGCCAAAGUAUCGCGGCAGUUCAUUCUGACCCACUUCAAUCAAAUCUUUGAGGGAUUGGCCAAACUCUUUGCGGACGUCGAUGUGGAUGUUAAAAACGGAGCAAAUUUGUUGGACAAGCUUGUAAAGGACAUUGUUACGGAAACGGAAACAUUUCACGUCGAGCAGUUUCUACCUCUGUUGCAAAAUUACAUUCGGAGAACCAAUCCUUACAUUCGCCAGUUGCUAGUCGGUUGGAUUACUGUGCUAGAUACGAUUCCUGAUAUAUCUAUGAUCGAUUACUUGCCCGAGUUCCUGGAUGGACUUUUCAAUAUGCUAAGCGACUCCAAUCGCGAGAUCCGACAAGCUGCAGACUCUGCAUUGUCAGACUUUUUGCGCGAAGUUACUGUCAGUGCAGUGGUUGAAUUUGGACCCAUCAUUUCUAUUCUAGUCGUUCAAUGUCGAUCAAAAGAGCGCUUGAAUCGCUUAACCGCCGAAACUUGGCUGUCCGAGCUUAUUCAUCAUCCCUAUUCCGGAGGCGAUGCUUUGUUACCCAUUCAAGCCGAAAUUCUAGGAGCUGUUCUGUGGUGCAUUUCCGACGAAGAGAAUGAGAUUCGACUGGUGGCUGAGCGAACAAACGAUGACUGCAUGACUAUGGUACGCGAAACCAGUAGCGAUUUCGAGCUCAAACCCUUGUUGGACACCCUUACGAAUGAAUUACUGCACAAAGAUGACGUGCCGACCAAAUUAGCGGCACUGGGAUGGAUCAACAUGCUCAUGGAAAAACGCAAGGCUGACAUGAACGAUUUUACCGAGGACUUGCUGCCUGUGCUUUUACGCACGCUUUCUGAUCCCAGUGAUGCCGUCAUUCUAUUGGAUCUGCAAGUAUUGUCGCGUAUUUCACUAGCCCAACAAGAUGAAUUGGGCUACGCUGAAGAGACGGAAGAGAUUCAGUUUCAAAUGGUACUAAACGCGAUCCUGAAUCUGUUUGCAAAAGAUCGGCGGUUGCUAGAAACUCGAGGAUCACUGAUUAUCCGCAAGCUUUGCGUCUUGCUGAACGCCAAGAGCGUUUAUAUUCGCAUGGCAGAUACCAUGGCAUCAUAUGAAAUGAAGGACGACGGUGAAGUAGCUGAUAUUGAGACUCUGCAGUUUGUGAGUACGAUGGUACAGACUCUCAAUUUGAUCCUUUUGACGGCUUCGGAACUUCAAGAUUUGAGGACCACUCUUGCGACAGCAUUCAUCGAAUCCUCCGGAGCAAGAUCGAAUGUAUUCAAGGAGGUGGAUGAUGACGAUGAUGACGACGGAGGCCACGUCUUCGCAACACUUUUCCACUGUUGGGCGCACAAUCCGAUCGCGACUUUCUCACUCUGCCUUUUGGCACGCACGUAUGAUCUAUCUUUCUGUUUAAUAAAGCGUUUUUCCGACAUGCCCGAUGUUUCGGUUGGAUUUCUGAUGCAGAUUGACAAACUUGUCCACUUGCUCGAAAGUCCUAUAUUUUUGCAGUUGCGUCUCCAGCUAUUGGAUGUCGAAUCUCCUUGCCAUGCACCUCUGCUCAAGAGUAUAUAUGGACUGCUGAUGUGUUUACCACAGGGCAACGCAUUCCGCUUGCUGAACGAGAGACUCGCCACGGUUUGCAACCUGCGGGACAAUUUAGGCGUCCAAGAAGCAAGUACUGGAGAUGGUAGUCCGGAUAAUCUGCCUUCAAUCGUAAGCCGGACGGGGCUGAGUAUGGAGAAGCUGCUGGAGCGGUUUGAUAAUGUAGACGAGCAGCAUCACAAGGCAAAAAAUCGAUCGCAGGGUUCCGUCGAACG
This is a messenger RNA of Phaeodactylum tricornutum CCAP 1055/1, 2197 nucleotides long. RefSeq lists its product with no specific name. The annotation marks the transcript as partial. Lineage: Eukaryota; Bacillariophyta; Bacillariophyceae; Surirellales; Neidiaceae. The record is from RefSeq and is a predicted model, not a curated record. Gene Ontology annotation, cellular component: endosome membrane; PAS complex. Gene Ontology annotation, biological process: positive regulation of kinase activity; phosphatidylinositol biosynthetic process. The transcript has a single exon.